UCAUUGUUUUUGCAGAGUGUUCAUGCAAGACCUUUGUUCACUGAGAGCUUUGCUUUGCAUUAAUCUUGUCUGGAACUGGAAAUGUUUCAAAUCAUCCUUUUGACAGUGGCAGUCAGUUUGCAAUAUGUGCAAGUAACAUCUCAAGUAACAGAGGCAAUUAAUGAACCUACACUUAUAUCUAAACCCAAGAUUACUCAGAGUCCAUCUCACACCGUGCUGUACAGCGCAGAUAAUGUCACUCUGAAGUGUGAAGUACCUGAUGCACCAUCUGGUGUACAGUAUGACUGGUACAAGGACUCAACUCAGCUUGGAUCUCACACUGAUAAACUCAACAUCACUGAGCCUGGUGGUGGAAGUUAUCAGUGCAAAGCAAAAGUAAAUAUACUCGAGUCUGAUAGAAGUGACCCUCACACUUUAACUGUCCAAACAAUCCCAACAGCAAUAACAACUUUGGAAUCAAAGUGGGCAGAAGUCUACCUAUCUGAAAAAGUAAAUCUAAAGUGUAAGAUUCAGGGCAGUCCAGAUGCCUGGAUCUACAAAUGGUAUAGAAAUGGGGUGAGUCUAUAUGAAUCUAAUUCUCAAUUGGAGAUCCAGUCAGCAACAAUGGACCACUUUGGAGAUUAUACUUGCCAGGGAUACCUGCAAAAUAGAGUGAGCACUGAACGCAGUAAUGCUCUUACACUUAAAGUUAAUGCAAUCCCAACAGCAAGCCUGACUUUGGUAUCUAAAUGGGCAGAAGUCUACCCAUCUGAAAAGGUCAAUCUAAAGUGUGAGAUUCAGGGCAGCUCAGAGGCCUGGACCUACAAAUGGUAUAGAAAUGGGGUGAGUCUGCCAGAAUCUAAAUCUCAACUGAACAUCCAGUCAACAACAAUGGUCGACUCUGGAGAUUAUACCUGCCAGGGAUCCCUUCAAGACAGAGUAAACACUAAAUUAAGUUCUGCUCUUACAGUUACAGUUCAUGAAGAAAAGCCGAAACCAAAUGUCCAAAUGAACCCUGCAUUUGAUGUGCUAUACAAUCCAGAAACCGUAACUUUAAAUUGUAACAUCCAAAGCAUAUAUACUGAGUGGGAGUACAUUUGGUAUAAGAACUCAAAGGAAGCAGCUUCUAUCAUCUCUAGAAAAGGCUCUCACACCAUUAACUCUGUUCAGUUGUCUGACAAUGGGAUUUUCUGGUGUCAAGCAAAAAGGGACAAUUUUUAUUCAAUGCACAGCAAUCCUCUCUUUUUAAACAUAACAGAGACUCCUAAACCAAAGCUGACUGUGGAUCCUACAUGGACAGAGUUUUUCCCAUCUGAGAAAAUCACCCUGAAGUGUGGAUUUGAUGGUGGUUCUUCAGGCUGGUCCUUCCAAUGGAUUAAAGAUGGCCAUAAUUUUGAUAACCCUGAUAGCCAACCUAAGAUAAUAACAGUAAAUCUCACUGACUCCGGACAAUAUACAUGCAAAGGAAUACUUUAUAACAGACCUGUAAAUACCCAAGAAAGUAAUGCAUUUCUACUCAAAGUCAAUGAUCACUGGCCCAAGCCACUACUGAGCCAGAACCCAGAUUUCCAGGUGAUCUACACCAAAGAGCAAGUGACCUUUAAUUGUGAAGUCAAAGUGCAGUCGUCAGAAUGGGAAUACCUGUGGUUUAAUGACUCAGAACUCAUUCAUACUGACACCAGUAAAAACUAUUUCACCAUCAAGUCUGCACAAGUGACUGAUGGUAGGAAAUACUGUUGUAAAGUCAGACGGAGAGAUCUCAGCUCUGACCAAAGUGAUAUUCACACUCUAACUGUCAAAGAGCCUCCUCAAACAAAUGUGUCAAUUGAGUCUCAAUGGAAAACAUUUUACGCUACUGAAAAAGUCACUCUGAAGUGUUCAAUCAAUGGAAUUUCAGAUGAAUGGAACUAUGAAUGGUUUAAAAAUGAAACUCAUGUCUCUAAAGAUAAGGAUAUAUCCUUAAUUGGAACCACACUCUCUAUCAACUUAGCAAAAAAAAGUCAUUCUGGAUGGUAUACCUGCAGAGGGAAACAUGUGAAGAGAUUGCCAGUGACCACAAGUAAAGCAGAAGCUUUACGACUUCAAAUUUAUGAUAAGACUCCAAAACCGAAGACAGGAAAACAUCCGUCAUUUGAUUUUUUCUACACUGAGGAGCAAGUCCAGCUUGAUUGCAGUAUGCCUGGUGAUGGUUGGGAAUAUCACUGGUAUGAAAACUCAAAGCGAACACAACCUCCUUCCACAGAUCCAACUUACAACAUCAGCUCAGCAUCUUUGUCUCACACCUUUUACUGCAAAGCAAAGAGAGGCGACUUCUCAGUGCACAGUGAGAAUGUAGAAGUGAACGUUAAAAAUCGUCCAACUGCUGUGCUGACUCUGGAGACUGAAUGGGGUGACAUCAUGGCUGGGAAUAUCCUGACACUGAAGUGUGAGAUCAUAGAUGAAAGAGAGUGGAACUACACCUGGUACGAAAAUGGACUGAAGCUGAAUGGGUCUUUAGAUAUCUACAAAGUAACAGCAACUGAAGAAACAAUUAAAAGUGAAUUCAAGUGCAAGGGAAUAAGGACAGAGAGACCACUGUACUCUGCUAUGAGUGAGGGCUUCAUAGCCAAUAAUACGGUGUUCAAAAGAAAAAUACUGCUGGCCAUAUCAGGAUGUCUCAUCUGUUGUAUUGUAAUCCUGAUUAUUGGAUGCGUCAUACUUAAAUGCACACGCAAAUCAGAGAAAAAAGAGACUUACAGAGUUACAGAGGACUUGUUUUUCUCAAUGGCAGACUCAAAGAACCAAACUGCUGCACCCAUGAAGGAGUACAUGGACAACAAACCAACAGACUCUGAGAUGAAAGAAUGUGAUGAAAAAGAACUGUUAAGUGAUUGUAUUUCAACUGUUCAUGUGGAUGGUGUGAUCAAAGAUGAAGAUGCACCAUCAACAGAGGCUAAUGGCCUAACAUCUUUUAAAGGAACCUGAAUCAUUUUAUCAGUAAUCAACAUCAAGAUGGAGUUUCUCUUUUUCACUGAGGCAGCUACAGUAAAUUACAUAUGUUAUCUAUAGCACAGCAACUGCUCAUUCAUGUACAUAAAGGAUAAAAAAAACAAUGUAAUGUAUGUUUGGGGCUUGAAAAAUUUGGAGCUUAUCUGUAGUGCUGUAAAUAUGUGAUUUGGAGAACAGAAUGUUGCCCAGUAGACGGCAGUGAUUGUACAGUGAGGAUGCAAUAGCAUUUCAGAUAUAAACAAUUACAAUUAUCAAAUGUAAGGAUUAAACAAAAUUGUAUCUGUAAAUACCUAGACUAUGCCGUUUAUUACUCCUAUGUUGGUUAUUCAGAGAUCAUUAUUUUAAAUAAAUAAAAUUAAAGAAGCCAUUUAUUUGUACUUUCGUUUUCCCACCAUGAUUGCAUAUUUUCAUUCAUAAGGUUCUGACUGUAAUAAUAUUGGCUUAACAGACUCAUCAUUGUUUUGUAAUUUUUGAUGUUUAUUUAAAAUAUCAAUUAAUACCUGUGCUCAUUGGAUGAUCAGUCUUCUGAAUAUUUUUUAUCAUUAUUUGGAUGAAUUCGUUAUACGUUUUGAAGUCCUUAUUCAUUCCUUUCUGAAUAAAUUAUUCUGCUUCGGGCACAUCCCUAAUAUUUAAUAGCUAAAAUACUACUUUCUUGCCAGAAAUGACUCAAAAUUAAAAAAAAGUGGGAAAAAAAACAUACAUUUAUACUAGGGCUGUCAAUUUAACGCGUUAAUUCAGUGCGAUUAAUUUGAUUAAAAAUUACGCAUGAAAAAAUUUACACAAUUAAUCGCAAUGCCCAACUGACAGUAAAAUUCAAGAUUGUAGUACCACCUGUUUACUCCAGAGGGCAGUGUGUUAAAUUUCAGCUGUAUGGCAACACGUAGUUUAUACAGUGAAGAAAACAACCAUCCAGCAGACAACACAAACAUGCGUUAUGUUCUUGUAUUCAAAACACUUGAUGGAGCGCAAGUCCAAACCUCAUGAUGUGUUCUAAGUAUUAAACUAUAUUUAACUUGACACAGUGACCUAAAAAUUUUAUGUUUAUGACGCAACGCACCCGAGACGCUACACAAGCAUGUCUGAUGCAGGUGUUCAUCAACGGGUCCUUAAACAAGCCCUCAUAAUAAAUCUUGAACUGUUUGACAAAUUUACUUGUGUAAUGGAUUGCUGUGAACUGUAUGCCAAUGAUUGGCUUAUGUUCAAUAAUACGGUAGUAAACAAUACAUUGUAUUCUAAAGCCACUUUUUGUAUUGUCUUAUCAAUGAUUAACUCAUCUGCCACAAGAAUGUAAUGCCUUUUAAUUAUCUGAAUAUUUUUGUAUUAUUUAUAUAUAUAUAUAUAUAUAUUAGUCAUUCCAGA
Molecule: messenger RNA, 4326 nt
Organism: Xyrauchen texanus (razorback sucker)
Lineage: Eukaryota; Metazoa; Chordata; Actinopteri; Cypriniformes; Catostomidae
Product: Fc receptor-like protein 5
Exons: 17
Coding region: 82-2943 (953 amino acids)
Biological process (GO): cell surface receptor signaling pathway
Molecular function (GO): transmembrane signaling receptor activity
Source: RefSeq, a predicted model, not a curated record